UGGUUAGAAAAAUCGAUACACUUAAGCGGGUGUAGUGUCUGGUAAAUAGUUUACUUAACUUUCUUUCAUAAAACACUUCAACGUGUGACAAGUAUAGGAAAAAGCUGUUUAAUGUGAAACAGUUUUAAAAGGUAAGCAUGCAGAAAGCUAGUGGGAAGACUGAUGAGAAGAGUUUAGGAGAAGAUGCCUCUGCUUGUCCUGGCAAAAGAAAGAGAAAACUGGGUGCAUCUGAUCUUGGAAAACUUUGUCGUGGCACCGGCCCAACUCAGUCGUCGUCAAAGACAGGUGGUAACAUUGGUCCGAAAUUCGGCAUCGACAAAACUGGAGGUCAAGUUAUAAUAGGGAAUUGCAUUAGUCCAAAUAAAAGACCUUCUAAAGGCACAGUCGGUCCUUUCGUUCGCAUCAAAGAAUCGGGGACACUCUGUUUCCUGACAACAAGACAUAUUUUUGGUCCUUUGACCAAAUACGACGAUGAGGUAAUUGGAACGGAGAUUGCUUUUAAUUCGGAUACAUCAGGGCUGAUGGGUAAUGUUUGUGGGAAGGUGAUCGCCUCCGAAUAUAGCGAUACCCUCGAUGCUGCUCUUAUAAAAAUAGACAGAAAUUAGUUACCAGAUCGCUGUCGAUUCAUAGAUGUAACAGAAGAUCAACUAGUGGCUGCAGGUUUCAAUAAGUUCAACAAGCCAAAAUAUGACGGUGUACACAAAUUGCUAGAUGUUAGAGAUUUGAAUCCCGAAGAUGUUCAAAUAAAACGGGUAAUAAAAUUUGGAUGUGCAUCUGGACUGACUGUCGGGACUUUAAGUAUGAAAGACAAAGAAGGUGUUAAACCCGACAACUACGUAAUAACUUGCAAUUAUCCUAAACUACGUAAGACUGAGGUAGUCAGUUACAAUAAUCAUAUUCUUGUAAAAUCAUUGGAACAAGGCAGUUUUGCAAAAGCUGAGGAUGCCGGCGCCUCUAUAUUUUAAGUGGACGAACACAAUCAGCUACAUUGCAUUGGUGUGUUAUGUCGGUUACUGGAUAACGACACGGAUGUGGUUGUAGCUCCUAUAAAGUUAAUACUCGAAAAGCUGGGGAAACAACUGGGACAGACACUUGAGAUUGCAACAUUUGACGAUGGCUUAUAUUCGGAGUCAUCUGAUCCUUGCUUCAGACAGGCGUUUGAAAAUGCAUUACUUAAAGGGCAGGAAAAAGAUAGGCAUCUAAGGAUCAACGUAGUAGGGUUCUAUGCAGAAGGAAAAACAACGCUGACAAAAAGACUCUUAAAUGAACCGUUAGACGACAUCAGUUGUACUGAUGGCAUAGACGUACGCGUCAGAACAUGCAAAAUGAAAGGAAGGCAUUGGGAAACAUAUGCAUCUGAACAUAUAGAGGAAGAAUUCCCCCGUCGUUUAGCAGACGUUAUAAGAACUGAAGAGACUGAAGAGGCCAUUAUCUACAACAGAACACCUGUAAAUAUUUCUCAAAAAAAUACUGAAAGUUUACGUAUGGGCGCUGUUCACAAGAAAACACUAGCACCACCAAACCGAAAAACCGCACAAAAGAGCUCUGAUGUAACAAGGAGUAGAUAUAUACCUCAAAUUCCUUCUAAAACGCAACACCUCAUGCGCAAAACAUUAAAGCAUCUACGCAAAGACGACAGCGUUCUCAGGGAGGAUGAGCUAUUAGCAACUUUUUGGGACUUUGGUGGGCAGUUCAUUUAUUAUGCAACACAUCAAAUAUUCCAUUCGAGGGAUGCCAUCUACUUGCUUGUUUUUGACUUGACAAAGAAUCUGGAAGAUGUAAUCAUUGAUUACGAUUUUCCCGACAGAAAGGAGAAAAUGAAAAACAGCUUGUUGUUUUGGGCAAAUUCCAUCGAAGCAUUCGCUGGAAAUAAUGAGGAUCACAAACCAACUAUUAUAUUAGUUGGAACACAUAGGGAUGAAUUUACGGGAGAUCUCGACCAAAAAUUUGAAGAGGUGAUAUGUCUUUUCUCUGAUACAACUGUUAAGAACCAUAUUUAUGAAAAAUGGUUUGCGAUUGCUGCAAUGGAUAUGGACGACAUUCAAAUUGAUGCAUUGAGAGAAACAAUAUUCAAAAUUGGAAAAGAAAGUGCCGGAAAGAGGAAAUUGCCGGCAAAAUGGAUUCCAUUAGAGAAUGCCAUUCUUGAAGUUAGUCAUAAGGACAUCCUUAAGUUUCAAAACAUUAUAGAAUUAGACGAAACAAAUGACUUUCCAAUUCGAGAUGAAAAUGAAAUAAAGGACUUUCUGAAAUACCACCAUGGUAAAGGCACUCUUGUGUAUUUUGAUGAAGUUGGUUUGAAAGACUUUGUUGUCAUCAACCCUCAGUUUUUGAUUAAUGCGUUUCGAUGUAUUUCCACCCCAAAACUUUUCUGUAGAUGGAAUUUUACUCUAGAACCAGAAUUAAAAAAAGUUACUAAAAGUGCUAUUUUAGGAAAGGAGCUCCUCACGUCAAUAUGGUCAAAUGCGAAAAUUAGAAACUGCAAACAUCACAAAGACACACUGUUGUUAUUUUUGGAAAGACAUAGAAUAUUGGCUGAAAUGCUUAAAAUGGACGAAGCAACCGGCAAGGUGUUUCCUCUGGGUAAAUAUUUGAUACCAAUAAUGUUAAAAACACCAUCUGUCUACUCUAAGAAAGUGAUCAACCUUUUUCUAGAUGGGAAACAGUGUUCGAAGAUAAUCCUUGGACUAGAGUUUAAAAGCGAUGUCAUUUUGUCUACCGUAUAUGAAAAAGUGACUGCGGCAUGUCUAGGCAAAUGGCCUCCGAUUGAAUAUAAAGGCGAACGUCUAGUCUUCAAAAACAUUUGCUUUUAUGAAAUUGAUCCAAGUCAUGCUGGAAUGGUGGUUGUGAAGGACAAAGCUAUUGAAUUGACGGGGAUAUACUUGUGCAGUAAAACAGAGGAUGAUGGCACUGCAUGUGACUACUUCCGAAGAUAUAUAGAAAUGGUAAUAUCAGAGGAAUUUCAAAAAUUUUAUGAAAGUAAAUCUGAUGAUCAGUAUAACAAAUACCUCAGAUGCAAUCAUUCAGAACAUAACGGUAUAGGAAGCAGAGGUGUUCGUUACAUUGAACCAUUAAAGAAUUGCGGUACCGUAAGUUGUCCUGACUUUAGCAAUCAUUCCUUCGAAUUUAGAACUGCAAUGAAAGAGUGGUUUCUAGAGCAAAAUCUCUCAAAAAUGCAUGUGAGUUUAAUGCGUCGUUUAACAGAGCAAGACUUGAAUAAAAUAGCUCAGGCAAUAGGAGACAACUGGCAGUUACUUGGGAUAUCCCUUGGAUUAACGUCAAAUGAAUUGCAACACGUGAAAUAUGACACACAAAAUGAAGGGUUGGCUACAUCUAUAUUCUAUAUGCUAAAUAAGUGGAAACAAAAAUAUCCGGAAAAGGACAAUGUACAGAUUCUGAAAAACGUGAUGGAAGAAUCAUCCGAAGCUGUUUCUAUUAACUGGGACAAAAUUAGAAAUAUUUUAGAUUUUGAUAUACACAAAUAAAUGGUUCAUUAGCCCUUACCCUGCUAAAUUUCUAUAAUGAACUUGUCCAUCUUUCAAUUUGGACGGUGCCAUUAACUGUUAAAAGGGGUGCUUACCUAAAAUAUACUGACUGAAAAUCGACCAGUGCAGAUCAUGAUCAGACUACACGGAUGUGGAGGCUGAUCAUGAUCUACACUGGUCGCAAAGGCAGAAUCAAUUGUGUUCAGCAUGGUAAGGGUUAAAUAGAUUGUUUCGACGAAGUCGAAAUCCAGAAUGUUAUUGGCUGCCAAAAUGACAAUAUAUAAAAUCUGACACACAAAAGUUUUUCGUCCGGUUUUUAGAACUGGAUUUGUGUACAGUAUCUCCCACUGGUACCACAGUAUCUCCCACUGGUACCUGACAGGCUUUCCGAUUUCAAAAUUCUGCUAUUCUGCAUUGCAUAUUCUAUUAGAGGUAGACAUGAAGCUGGGACUUUGAAAAGCGGAAGAAUGGUUUUCAGAGAUAAAUACUUUUUAAAGAGAUUUUUAGUUCAAAUUUUUGUCGAAGACUGUUAUAAAAUCUAUUCUCAAGUGGAAGGCGGGAUAUUUCAUUAAACAAACAAUGAAAGUGAGUAAAAGCUUAUGAUUAUUUCAAUCGCCUACAUCAUACAUAGUGAAAUUGAUCAUGUUAUCUAAUCAAAAUUGUUCUCCACGAUAUUUUUGAUGUCUUCGUAAUAAAUGAAUAAGAUCGAUUUUACUGCGAAUUUACCAAAUAAAUGUAAUAUUUUGCCAAGAAAAGUUAAAGUGAUAAACGUACUUGAUAUUUUCCUAGACAAUUGUUAGACACUAAACAGAUAUGACAAUUGUAUCAAAAUUACACGUUGAUUGUUGAAAUGCUGUUUACUUUAUUAAUAGUUUGCCUUGAAAGUCUGUAUUCUCACUUUUUUUCCAGACACAACGUAGUAUCUAGAAUUAAUUCAAUGCUGAAUUUGACUAACUUACAGCUUCGCUUAAAGGUGUUCUGCAAAUUUAAAUGGAGAUAUUUUCAGAUCAUUAAAUUUAAAACAAGAUGUACUUUUGACACAUACACCGAUUCGUUUCACAUUUAAAUGUGUUUGCGCUUUAGUAUUUAUGAUCAUAGUACUGUUUGGUAUGAUAUUGAAAUGACAAUUUUACGCAACUUAGCUCAUAUUACAAGUAAAUAAAUGGCUUUCAUAGUAAAGUAUUAUAACACAAAUACAUAAACAUGUUUAUGAUGAUCUCAUUCAUGUCCAAUAAUAAACUUGUUCAUGUGGUUUUGCUUAGAAUAUCAUUCAUUCGUCCUUCGCCCCUUUUUUGCCGUUAAACGAUAAUGGAAAAGCAAGGCCAAGGACAUCUGGAUUGUUUAUCUGAUAGUAAUCUUUGGUAAAGCACAAAAACAAGUAGAUUGAAUGCACGUAUGAAUGUGCACCUAUCCUAUUUCUUUCCCAACGUACUUGUUUGCAGUUAUAUUUUAAUACACAUAAAGAAAUAAAGGUCACUUAUUGUCCUUAUGUUAAAACUAUUUUUGGCUUGUUCUGUUCAUUACGGAUAUAAUAAAAAGCAAACAGGAAUGAUAUGAAACAAAAAAUCUAUUUGAAACUUUCUGAACGGAACAAAAAGGUGAACCAUUCUUAAGCUAGUGGCCAUAAAUAAAAAAUGUAAGCGUUUGUUCAUGUAUUUGAAUAUCCCACCAAUAAACAGCUCUCAAAAAUACACUUUUGAAAUAUAUUACAUGUUGAACUUCAUUUGUAAAGAUUAAUAUGAUUUUGUUGAUUUCUUUUUAAACGCUAGAUGGUAAAUUCAACCUUAACACAUUACUCUAAAAUGCAUAGCGUGGUAAUAGGGAUUUUUAAACUUUGGUGAUAUCAUCAAGAUUCCGUAUUUAGGGGAUGUAAAAAGUUGUAAAGUUCUGCCGUAUUCUUAUUUUUUUUUGUUUUCUUUUUAUCUUUUUAAUAGGCGCACAUUCCUGUGUGGGACAUAUAGCGUUGCUGAUGUCCGUAUGUCCGUACGUCCGUCCGUCCGGCCCUACGUCCCGAAAUCUUUUGUGUCCAACUCCUCCCAGACUAUCAGCCUGAUUUGUUUAAACUUUCACAGAUGAACAAACUUGAUGUGUAGGGAAAGGAAAGGAUUUUUUUGGUGACUAUUUUUACCGCAGUUAUGGUCCUUUGGUAGUUUUGCUACUAAAAGUAUAUCGAAUAUAGAGAAAAAUCUUGUGUGUCCAACACCUCCCACACUGUUGACUUGAACUUUCACAGAUGAGCAAGCUUGAUGUUCAGAUUAUCAUACAGGCAAGAAUUUUUAGCUCAUCUGAUGUUUGGAUACCAGGUAUUAUCGUCACUUGAUCGUUGACGCCGGUGUCGGUGUCGGUGUUUGUUAAAUUUUUUGUUUAGUUCCACCUAUUUUAAAACCCAUGAGAGCUACAGCUUUGCACACUUGUUUGUCAUCAUUAAUUUAAUGUGCAUGCCAAGAACCAUAACUCUGAUAUGGAUUUUGUCAGAAUUAUGGCCCUUUUGUACUUAGAAAAUAAGACUUUCUUGUUGUCUUUUUUGUUUAGACCCAUCUUUUCUCAAAAACUAUAAAAGCUAUAUUGAAACUUUGCACACAUUUUUAUCAUCAUUAGGUGACUGUGUAGGCCAAGAACCGUAACUUUGUUUUUUGGCCUUUUUUGUACUGAAAAAAUUUGAGUGUUUCGGUAAUUUCAUUUUUGUUUAGGUCCGCCUUUUCUCAAAAGCUAUAAAAGCUACAGUUUUGAAACUUUGCAGACUUAUUUGUCAUUAUUAGUUGACUGUUUAGGCCAAAGACCAUAACUCUGGUAUGCAUUUUGUUAGAAGUAUGGCCAUUUUAUACUUAGAAAGGUUGAGUUUCUUGGUUAAAAACUUUGUUUAGGUCCACCUUUCCUAAAAAACUAUAAGACCUACAGAUUUGAUACCUUUCACACUUAUUGAUCAUCAUUAAUAGAUUAGGUAGGCCAAGAUUCAUAACCCUUACCUGCAUUUCGUCGAAAUUAUGACCCUUUUUGUACUUAGAAAUUCGGAACUAUAACUCUUUGCUUACAUACUGACUAGCACUCGCAGACGAGUAAUGGCACCCGCAGGCAGUGCUCUUGUUUCCUUGUCUACUUCACUGCAGUUAUGACCCUUUGAUAGUUUUAAUGAUAUGGAAUAUCGGGACAAAUCUCGUGUGUCCAACUCCUCCCACACUAUUAGCCUGAUAUGCUUCAAACUUUCACAGAUUAACAAGCUUGAUUUGCAGAUCACUAUAAAGGAAGGAAUAUUUUUUUUUAAUAUUUUUACCGCAGUUAUGGCCCUUUGGUAGUUUUUGCUAUAUAUAGUAAGGCACAGUAUAUGGGGGUGUCAUAGGACGCCAUUUUAACAGUACGCCCACUUAAUUGAUAUUUUGUUAUCAACUGCGUUCUAUAUCAACGUGUAAUCACCAGUGAUAAACCGAUAGUCUAAAAUCAUGAAUAACAGUUUAAAUCGUAUACUUGCCCUAUAUGUCGGUCCAUUAUUUUCUCAAAGCCUUGCUCUUUGGUCUCCUAUUCAUCAUUAACAAUUACUAACCUGUCACCCGUAACUAAAUCUCCAAUGCUCGGAUACUAUGUGUAACGCUUCAUUACACAUGAUACCUGAUCAUUGUAGUGAUUUAGUUACAUGUUACUGAGGUAACAUUAUAUACUUUGCACCUAUAAUAAAUACUUAGGAUAUUUACUCUUUUCAGGUUAGUACAUUUUUCCUAUUUGAUAAAGUAAAGUACAUCAAUUAUAAUAAUUCAUAGAAACGUAAUUUAGCUUUAUAUAAAGUAUACAGUUGCACUGAAAUCUCGAGUAACAGAUUUUUAGUCUGAAUAGAUACAUGUAUAUAUGAACUUUGACCUCGUUGGAUACAUAAUUUAUGUUUACAUUGUACUAUCAUUGUGUAUUUAUUAAGAUCAUAAUGCUUCAUUACACAUGAUACCUGGUCAUUGUAGUGAUUUAGUUACAUGUUACUGAGGUAACAUUAUACUUUAAAUCUAUAAUAAAUAUUUAGGAUAUU
Messenger RNA from Mercenaria mercenaria, 7491 nucleotides. RefSeq lists its product as uncharacterized. Gene Ontology annotation, biological process: signal transduction. Gene Ontology annotation, molecular function: protein binding. The transcript has 5 exons. Lineage: Eukaryota; Metazoa; Mollusca; Bivalvia; Venerida; Veneridae. The record is from RefSeq and is a predicted model, not a curated record. Bases 1326 to 3482 code for a protein of 718 amino acids.